AUGCCUGUUCCCACACUUCCCAAGGAUAUUGUCGCCGUCGACAGCGGAGAUAGGACUUACAUGUUCUACGUCAACACCAAACGCAAGCUUAGCUACCUGAUUUCUCCUGGACCCGAUGGAACCGGCGACUACUCCUUCAAAAGAAUUGACAUUGAUAGCGAUGAUGUCGAAGUCAGUGAGAAGACCCAGCAAGUCGCUGCCAUCGCGUGGGAAGCCGACGGAGUAAAGCAGGCUUCUCAGAUUCGCGUUUAUUACGUCAACGAAGGUGGUAGGCUCAACGAGGUUUGCCAUAGUAGCAACGUUGAUGGGUGGUACCAGGGCUCGCUAGGCAAGAAGGGUACGACCCAGUAUCCGAUCGUCGAAGGCUCGUCUAUCUCAGCCACAGUCGCUCGUAGGAACGGUGAUGGUGGUCAGGGAGCCACUUACAGUCUCAGGGUUUUUGCGUCCGGCGCCGGCCAGGAAAAUGACUACGGAGUCCCCAGCAUUAGCGUUUUCACGUUCGGCUACAACGCGAAGGGACAGGCGACCGGAGAGGUGGACACAUUUGGUGUCAUGAGAUACGGACUGAGAGAUGGUCGAAAUGGCUUGAGAGUUUGCACCACUGAAUUCCAGUUUAUACCGGCAGAUGCUAUAGACAACCAUCCUGGUGUCUUCCCAGUCCUGGACCUCGCCAUAGACAAGCACCAGGUUUCGACCAGAGGGUUGCCUUGGCUGCAACACUGCCAACACUCGCACUCACAAUGCAAUAGCCACAACCCUUCAAUGCAGUUAUGGCGUCCCACAAGACUGCUUGAUGUCCACACCGAAGAAUAUCUCAACUGGAGACUUUGUGUGACAUCCAAGGACACCAUACCUUCAAGUCCAAUCUCUUAUCUAACCCUCAGUUACCGUUGGAGUCCGACUCCUCAGAUACGACUGCUUUCGUCAAAUCUUGAAAAGCUCCGACAAGGUCUACCAAUUGCCGAUCUGCCCGUUUUAUUCCAGGAUGUUAUAUAUGUUGCCCGCCAAUUCUCCAUACGGUACAUCUGGAUUGACGCGCUAUGCAUAAUCCAGGACUCAAAGGACGACUGGGAAAGAGAAUCCCCGAUGAUGCGACACGUCUAUUCCAAUUCCGUUUGCACAAUAGCUGCUUCUGGCUCCGGGUCCUCGGACGACAGUCUCUUCCACGAUAGAGACUUGGACUUUAUCAAAGCCGGGAAAGUGAAAAGCUCCCUAUUUACAGGGCAACCGGAGCCUUAUUACAUAUGGGAUAGAUCCUACUUUGAACGACAGAUACUCGAAGGCGGACUGCGUACUCGAGGCUGGGUCUUCCAAGAAUGGUUUCUGUCACCCCGAAUCCUCUAUUUCGGUCGCCAUCAACUCAUUUGGGAGUGCCGCACACUACAUCGCUGCGAGGUCUUUCCUGGAGGUGUACCAGGGUACCAGUCACCGAAGCAGAUGAGCAUGGAGAUGGUCCCGUCCACGCGAACAGAGAAUCAAAUGCCUGAUGACAAGGCUGGGCUAUGGGUUGACCUCAUUAACCAAUACACCAAGUGUAAUCUCACAUUUCCCAGCGACAGACUCAACGCGAUGGCCGGUAUUGCCAAGCUUUUCGAGGAAGUUACCGGCGACCAGUAUGUAGCGGGACUCUGGAAAUCACGCUUUAUCGAACUGCUAGACUGGGCUGUAGUUAUUUGCUCAGCCCCCCCUUCUAGAAAAUAUCGAGCGCCGUCUUGGUCGUGGGCACACGUAGGCGGUGCAGUGGAAGUGCACAAUCUGACCGUUGACACUUCGACUUCGCAGCAAAACACUAUCAAGCAUAAGUCGUUGCUUGCGGAGCUUGUAUCGGUAGAAGUUGUCACCCAGACCCAGGACAAGAUGUCCACAGUCCUCAGCGGUAUCGCUGUGCUAAAGGCCAGGAUCGUGCCGAUUGAGUGCAUUCGCACCCGAAAGAGACAGUAUAGAUUCCAAGGUCCUAGAUGCCAGCUAGGAUAUGCAGUCCAGCCAGAUUCACUAGACAGAAUGUUCAAAAAGGGCCAAAAGGUCUUCUGCAUGCCUUUGAUUUAUUACGAGUAUGGCAAUGAGUUUUUUAACCAUAUGUCCUGUCUCGUCUUGGACUGGAGAGGAGAUUCACCUGAUUGGCCGAAUGCGUAUACAAGACUGGGCUUGCUUUGGGUGAAGCGCUGUUCUGAUCCUGCAUCACUUGGUGGCAAGAUACAGCAAAUUGAACUGAUUUAG
Molecule: messenger RNA, 2217 nt
Organism: Fusarium coffeatum
Lineage: Eukaryota; Fungi; Ascomycota; Sordariomycetes; Hypocreales; Nectriaceae
Exons: 6
Coding region: 1-2217 (738 amino acids)
Source: RefSeq, a predicted model, not a curated record